UUUACUACAUUUUUAAUAUCAUAGAGAUUUUUUUUGCUAUUUUUCUUAUCACAGUGAUUUUUUAACCCACACAAGGUAUAACAACAUGAGCCUAUUAGUUCAUACAACUUCUCUUUUCUUCUACCUCUGCCUGUUGAUCUUUAACUACUCCGUUAAUGGCGAUAAGAUCAUUCCUUCGUCCUCUCUUCUCUCAUCCCCACAAUCCCACAAAAAUUCCCAAGUCUUUCAAUGUUAAGCACUUCUCAUCUCAUUCAAUUCCCAUUCAUUCCCAGCAAAUAAUCUCAAACCUACCGUCUGACCACCUCGUUAAUGAGCUCUCACGCCUUCUCAGCGACUACAGGAACCCCCAACACGACAUUGAAUCAGCACUCUCUCCAUUUGCUUCAAGACUCUCCACGAACUUAGUUGAACAAGUCUUGAAAAGGUGCAGAAAUCUUGGAUUUUCUGCUCACAGAUUCUUUAUUUGGGCUCAGAAAAUUCCGGGCUUUCGACACAGCAAAGAGAGUUACCACAUUCUUGUGGAUAUCUUGGGGAGCAGCAGACAGUUCCCGUUUUUGUGGGAUUUUCUGGUAGAGAUGAGCAAGACUGAAUCUUGUGAAAUUAGCCGACAAAUUUUCUGGAUUGUUUUCAGGGCUUACGGUAGAGCUAAUUUGCCUGGUGAUGCCAUAAGGGCUUUUAAUAGGAUGGUGGAUUUUGGGAUUAGGCCUUGCGUAGAUGAUCUUGAUCAGCUUUUGUAUGCGUUGUGUAAAAGGAAGCAUGUGAGGCAUGCUCAGGAAUUCUUUGACCGAGUUAAGGGUAGUGACUUGAGUCCAACUGUGAAAACUUACAGCAUUUUGAUGAGGGGUUGGGGUGACAUUGGUGAGUCUGGUGGUGCACAGAAACUUUUCGAUGAAGUGCUCGAAAGAGGGUGCAUGGUGGAUUUGCUUGCUUGGAAUAGUGUUCUUGACGCUUUAUGUAAAGGUGGGAAGGUGGAUGAAGCAUAUGAAUUGUUACGAGGGAUGAGGCACAAGGGGCUCGAGCCUGAUGCUUACUCGUUUUCAAUAUUCAUUCAUGCCUCUUGUGAUGCGAAUGAUCUUCAUUCAGCUUUUAGGGUCCUAGAUUCAAUGAAAAGGUACAACCUAGUGCCUAAUGUGUUUACCUAUAAUUGUAUUAUCAAGAAACUUUGCAAGAAUGAUAAGGUUGAUGAGGCGUAUGAGCUUCUGGAUGAGAUGAUCGAGAGAGGGGCUAAACCGGACACAUGGAGUUACAAUAGUAUUUUAGCUUACCAUUGUGAUCAUAAUGAAGUCAAUAAGGCUCUUAAGCUAAUUUCUCGAAUGGAUAGAGAUGCAUGCCAACCAGAUAAGCAUACAUAUAAUAUGGUACUUAAAAUGUUAAUUAGAAUAGGGAGGUUUGAUAGAGUUGAGAAAGUUUGGUAUUUGAUGGAAGAGAGAGGAUUUUAUCCUGCAGUCUCAACAUAUGCUGUCAUGAUUCAUGGACUUUGUAAGAAGAGAGGGAAACAUGAAGAAGCUUAUAAAUAUUUUGAAAUGAUGAUUGACGAUGGGAUACCGCCUUAUACUACAACCUGUGAAUUGUUGAGGAACAAACUCAUUGGACUAGGGUUUGCAGAGCAAGCAGAGAUACUUGCAGAUAAGAUGGAAAGAAGCACUUCUCAAUCAAUUCAAGAGGCAGCAAACUUGAUGAGAAGUAAUAGGGCACUUGUAGGAACGAGAACUGAAGAAGUAUUUUCUGAUGAAAGUGAUGAAUAAGUAAUCUUUUGAACAUAAUCUGGUAUAGUUAUAUUCAUACUUGAGAUGGUAUUUUGCCUUCCAUUUGCUGCCCCAUCCGUGGAAGUGUGGUUAAAGUCAUUUUGCAUAUCCUGCUCAAUCCCAUACGUUUAACCUCAAUUGCGAUGGCAGCAGGUUGUUAAUUCGAACAUAUGAUGGAGUACUUCCAUAUGGAGCAGUAUUGCUUAUAUAUGGCAAGAGUGGUGAAUUUAUUCUUAGGAAAAGGUCUAAAGCUUCUCUUUAUGGCAAAAGUCUCAGAGUCAUCAAAUGAGGUCCUUUAUCCUGCAGAACAUCUUCAAUCAGAAAGACAACUAAUCGAACCAUUCAGCUUCAUGGUAGUUCUCAAAUCCCAAUUGAUUCCAAGACUUCAGUUAAUCUGCAGGAAGAUGGAACCUGGAGUUAUCACAAUUAUGCAAGUUUUUUGUACAUACAACUCCAGUUGGUCUCUUGUUGUUGGUCCCCUUGUACUGGCUGAAUGGUGAUGAUGCAUAGAAGUUUAAUGAAGACAUAAUGAAUCUUGUAAUUUACUCUCUUUUUUGGGUUGGUGGCUUAUUCCAAGUUUAGGAAGUAAGACCACCGUUGUGAGGGUGUUCUUGGGGAAGCUUAUAUGUUAUAACCCUUCUGCCUUGGAAGAUCACAGGGUUCAUUGGACAUAAAUAAAUGACUGAAGUUUGGCAUCUAUUAGCUGUUGAGCUGCAUAGGGGCUCACUGAUUGAGUGCUCUUUCCUUGAAGAUGAACUCCUCUAAGUGAUCUCCAGAAAUUUUUUAGUUGAGGUGAAUUCGAAGAAGUUGUUCGAAUUGUGUAAUCGUCAAUUAUUUACACCGUAACCGACCUAAAGCAAUUUGAUUAUACAUCAACUCUUGACGAUCAUAAGUGGAAAGUUCAUAUUCUUCAGUCAUUGAUAAACUUUGGGAUGUAAAGAUAUACCCGCAGAGGUCUUUCUGUUAUAGAGGGCAGAGCUCUUCUUGAGGUAGUUUGCUGAGUUGGAGAGAUCCUUGGCAGAAACUGAACUAGCCAGAGCUUGUUUUGAGCUCGCGAUUGAUCAACCUGCACUAGACAUGCCAGAGCUGUUACAGAAGGCAUUCAGGUCAUUGUGUUGCCCUAAUGUAAAAGCUGUCUCUGGUCUCUCACUCUCAUGCUUGUUCACGCUCUGCUAUUUUGUAAGAACUAAGCUGGUCUCUUUUGAAAUAUAGCAAUGUAGCUCUACUGUAAAUUUGAUGGAUAGAAUGAAUGUGUAUUGUUCUUCUAUCUAUUACAGCAAAUUUUGUUUGAAAUAUCUGAAGCUGAAUAUGAAUACUAGAGCACUUUAUGAGAGGCUUUUGAACUGCACGAAACAUCUGAAGCUGUGGACUAGUUAUGCCAAGUCAGACAGUUUGCGAAAAGUGAUUAUGAACAAAAGAGAAAAUGCCUUCAGCGGGACAGAGCUGUAAUUGAAAGAGCCUUAGCUAGUUCAGAACUUCUGCCCAUGUACUGAAAGAGGAAAGGGCAAUACAAAAACUCAAAGUGCUUGGUGAUGUUACUCUGGUUCGUGCUAAGCUGCCAAAGAAACUCAAAAUUAGAAGGCAAAUUGAAACUGAGGAUGGUCCAGACGGAUACGAGCAGUAUAUCCAACCAUCUUUUCCUACAAGAAACGCAUUCAACAAAUAUGAAGAUUUUGGAAGCAACAUAUCUGUACCCUUCUGGUCUUGUAUGUCCGUAUCCGACUUGCCUGCUGUAUACAGGAAUCUAAAGUCUGAAUUGCUCUGUCAGUUUCUGGGUAAUUUAUUACUAUGUUGCUAUCGUGGUAAACAGCCACAGCUCAGCUUAGGUUCGGUUUGAUAUGCGAUGUUCAAACAAAAUCGAACUUGGAACAUCAGUUUCCCUCAAACUCAUGUAUCAGACAUUUAUAUAUGCUAUCUUCAUGUUAUCAUUUGUUA
This is a messenger RNA of Sesamum indicum (sesame), 3680 nucleotides long. RefSeq names its product Pentatricopeptide repeat (PPR) superfamily protein. NCBI's taxonomy places the organism in Eukaryota, Viridiplantae, Streptophyta, Magnoliopsida, Lamiales, Pedaliaceae. Gene Ontology annotation, molecular function: protein binding. The record is from RefSeq and is a predicted model, not a curated record.